This is a messenger RNA of Pseudophryne corroboree (corroboree frog), 713 nucleotides long. Its product is annotated as cytochrome c. The transcript is spliced from 3 exons. Lineage: Eukaryota; Metazoa; Chordata; Amphibia; Anura; Myobatrachidae. The record is from RefSeq and is a predicted model, not a curated record. Gene Ontology annotation, cellular component: mitochondrial intermembrane space. The coding region runs from base 134 to 451 and encodes 105 amino acids. Gene Ontology annotation, biological process: mitochondrial electron transport, ubiquinol to cytochrome c; mitochondrial electron transport, cytochrome c to oxygen. Gene Ontology annotation, molecular function: electron transfer activity; heme binding.
ACGCGUAAGACGUAAGAGUGGUUGCACAGACACCGGUUACAUAGGGCUUGGUGCGGCGUGUCCUUGGGAGCAGAGAGAUCAGAGUGUUCCACGGUGCAGAGCGGACGGGACUCGCAGCUUUAGGAAUUUAACAAUGGCAGAUGUGGAAAAGGGAAAGAAGGUCUUUGUCCUGAAAUGCUCACAGUGCCACACUAUUGAUCAAGGAGGCAAGCACAAAGUUGGUCCUAAUCUGCAUGGACUGUUUGGGCGCAAGACUGGCCAGGCGCCAGGCUUUAGUUACACUGAUGCUAAUAAAAAUAAAGGUAUUGUCUGGAGUGAGGAGACCCUAAUGGAAUACCUGGAGAACCCCAAAAAGUACAUCCCUGGGACAAAAAUGAUCUUUGCCGGUAUCAAGAAGAAGUCAGAAAGACAAGAAUUAAUAGCUUAUCUCAAAAGCGCCUCCUCCUCUUAAUUUCUGUAUCUGUUGCCUUAUUUAUUUUGCAGACAAAUUGCUUGUGAUGAGAUGCUUUUACAUUUUAUAUAUAUAUAUUUUAUUUGUACUGUCCAUCUCCCUACCUCCUUUUAGAUUCUCAUCAGCCAGCAAUUGUACAACGAUCACUAAAAUUAAUUUGGCCGUUUAAGACUCUUCAGUGUCACUUUUUCGAUCCAAGUGUUUGGUGCUGCUAAAUGAUAUGGAGGCUGUUUUGGCAAAUAAAGUAAUGAUUCUGUUCACA